This is a messenger RNA of Cryptomeria japonica (Japanese cedar), 708 nucleotides long. RefSeq lists its product as uncharacterized. Gene Ontology annotation, cellular component: mitochondrion. The transcript has a single exon. Bases 1 to 708 code for a protein of 235 amino acids. Lineage: Eukaryota; Viridiplantae; Streptophyta; Pinopsida; Cupressales; Cupressaceae. The record is from RefSeq and is a predicted model, not a curated record. Gene Ontology annotation, biological process: glycine biosynthetic process; tetrahydrofolate biosynthetic process; folic acid metabolic process. Gene Ontology annotation, molecular function: dihydrofolate reductase activity; NADP binding.
AUGGCGCAUGUAAUUGUUGAUCAACUCGAUGAGAUAGAGACCAAACUUUUAGGAGUAACAGGACGCUUCGAGCAAAUGCAAGAGACAUUAAAAUCAAAAAUUGAAUCGCCAGAUAUCAAGAAGUAUACUCAGCAAAGUGCAUCUUGCGAACAAACAAUGAAGAGCGAUUUCUUUGUGAUAGCGGCCGCGUGUAAAAAUAAUGGCAUAGGUUACCUAAAUCGGCUCCCUUGGAAACUCAAGAAAGAGAUGGCUUACUUCAACAAGAUGACAACUGAGAGUCCCGAACUGGCGCAUAAGAAUAUUGUUAUCAUGGGCAGAAAAACAUGGUCGUCUAUUCCACCUAAAUAUCGACCCAUGAAAGAUCGUACAAAUGUCGUGCUCAGUAGAACUGUAUCUACCAUUGAGGAUAGGGAUUCUGUCGAUCAUAUAUUCUCCUCGCUACCUGAUGCCUUAGAAGGUGUAUCACAAUUGAGAAACAAAGGUCAAGUUUGGGUUAUAGGUGGACAGAGUAUCUAUGAAGAGGCGCUAAGAUUACCACAAUGCAAACGAAUUUAUUUAACAAGAAUAGAUAGAGAAUUCGAGUGCGAUACUUUCUUUCCUGAAUUGGAUGAAUCGGUGUACAAGUUAACCAGUGAUCCGGCAGUUCCAGAGGAGGAACAAGAGGAGGAGGAUGUCAAGUACAGAUUCACUGUUUAUGAGCGAGUUUGA